Cyprinus carpio (common carp) is the source of this 1514-nucleotide messenger RNA. RefSeq names its product TIP41, TOR signaling pathway regulator-like (S. cerevisiae) (gene tiprl). The record is from RefSeq and is a predicted model, not a curated record. Lineage: Eukaryota; Metazoa; Chordata; Actinopteri; Cypriniformes; Cyprinidae. Gene Ontology annotation, cellular component: cytosol. Gene Ontology annotation, biological process: TOR signaling. Bases 189 to 1007 code for a protein of 272 amino acids. The transcript has 8 exons.
CGGCAGUUACUGUUCGCUCGACCUCGGGAGGAAUUCGAGGGUGCGCUCUGUACAUGGAAACGGAUUCUAGGUUGGACUCGUUUCUUCUUACUGUUUACUCCUGCGUUGUCAACAGUUUUGAAGUCUUUGACGCAAGUUUUGGACUCUUGUGACCAACUAAAGGCUCUUGAGUCCGCGCUCGUCUCAGCAUGUCUUCACUCAUCUCUCCGGGGUUUCAGAGCAGCAAGCAGGACUUCAGCUUCGGGCCCUGGACUCUCACUGCCGCUAAGACUCACAUCAUGAAGUCCAAAGACAUCGAGAGGUUAGCAGAGACCAUGAACAUGCCGGCUCUCCCAGAGAUGCUGUUCGGAGACAAUGUGCUGCGCAUUCAGCACGCCGACGGUUUUGGGAUCGAGUUCAACGCCAUCGACGCUCUCAAGCGUGUCAAUAACAUGCAGGACUCUGUGAAGGUGGCUUGUGCACAGGAGUGGCAGGAGAGCAGGGCCGAGUCGGAGGCGUCUAAAGAGGUGGUGAAGCGCUACGACUGGACCUACACCACAGAUUACAGGGGCACUUUACUGGGAGACCACCUGCAGAUCCAGGUGAAGCCCACCAGCGAGCGCAUCGACAUGGAGAAGCUGAGAGCGCGAGAACAGAUCAAGUUCUUCGAGGACGUGCUGCUGUUCGAGGACGAGCUGCACGAUCACGGCGUGUCCAUGAUCAGCGUGAAGAUCAGAGUGAUGCCCACCAGCUUCUUCCUGCUGCUGCGGUUCUUCCUGCGAGUGGACGGAGUGCUGAUCAGGAUAAACGACACGCGUCUUUAUCACGAGGCUGGAAAAAACCACAUGCUUCGAGAAUUCAGCACACGGGAAAGUAAAAUGUCAGACCUCCAGCACGUUCCUCCGGCCGUUUACACCGACCCCAAUGAAGUCGCGGCGCACCUGCCGCUGAAGCUGAUCGAGUGCGAGAGGCUGGAGUUUCCAGAGAGAGCGACGCGAGCAGAAUCAUCAGAGCAGAGCGCACGCUAGAGACUCGAACCUGUCCUUCCACAGACACUAGAUCUGAGCUCUGUGUGCUUUGUAAUGUCAUGCUUGUUUGAUUGGGGAGGAUUGCAUUAAAAUCCUUUCUGCUGGAUUCAGAAGUAUGUCUAGAUGUGAUGAGAAUGAACUAAUACUGACACAAAAACACAUGACUUGUAGCGUAUAGUUCAGUUUUUCGAUCGCUAACACACUGUGACCGAAUCCUUCAGUUCUCAAAACUAAACGCGUUCCAGUAUGUUAUAUCGUGAUGUAUGUCAUCUUCAGUUCUUCUGGUGUAUUUCAGAUCUCUUUACGGUGGUGUGAUGAAUUUUUAUUUCUCAGUUUCUGCGCUCCUUCAUUGUUGUUGUGUGCUGUAAAAUAACUCCUGAUUCCCAAUCGUAGGUUUGAACUGAUCUCUGUGUGGCUGUAGGGUUUUUUUUUUCUGUCAGCUGAGGCUAAAGUUGGAUUAUGACAAAUGACAAUAUGUUUUUGAGUAAAAUAUUUGAUUUUGACACA